CAUUCUCAGUCUCACCAAGCCUUCAACAUUCAAACCCUCUCUCUCUCUCUCUCUCUCUCUCUCUCUCUCUGGGGCUCUACUGCUAGUAGUAAGUGCCAACCCUGUGGCGUGCAAUUAAUAACGAGGCGCGAGGCUUUCAUUGAUGCCAAGCUAAACAGGGGUUGCUUUUCACAUCGUCAGGAUCCGAUUGCCGAUUGUUAUCGAUUCUGCAGGUUCCUCAGCUGUGCUGCUUCGUGAAGUAAAUUGCAGUUAACUCCUCCAUUUGAAAUAGCCAACGCAGUCCAGUUCCGGCAGAGAAGAAGGAAGAAGAAAGAAAAGAUGAGACCCAAGAUUUACAUCUUUGGCGACUCCAUCACCGAAGAGUCCUUCGGCGGCGGUGGUUGGGGGGCUUUGCUUGCCCACCAUUUCUCUCGGACGGCGGAUGUGGUGCUGAGAGGGUACAGUGGCUACAACACGAGGUGGGCUCUGAAGGUGCUGGACAAGGUUUUCCCAGCGGCGGGCGGCAGCGACGACGCGCCACUCGCGAUCACCGUCUUCUUCGGGGCGAACGACGCUUGCCUCCCGGAUCGGUGCUCCGCCUUCCAGCACGUGCCCCUCCAUGAAUACAAGCAAAACCUCCACUCCAUCAUCUCCACUUUCAAGUUGUUUCAUGCUCCUCGCCUUGCCCACGUCAAAGAUCAUCCCGCACGGGGUGUGUGCCGGGCUACUCUUUUGAGGCGCGGGGGGAAGAAGCGAUGGCCCAAGACCCAGAUUCUUCUCAUCUCUCCUCCUCCAAUCGAUGAAGAUGCUCGCCUCAAAUUUCCUUAUGUCGAUAAUCCGAUGGGCAUGCCUGAAAGAACUAAUGAAGCUGCCGGUGCGUAUGCUAAAGCUUGUGUUUCUGUAGCAGCGGAAUGUGGGUUUCCAGUUGUCGAUCUCUGGACCAAAAUGCAACGGUUCCCAGAUUGGGGAAAGGCCUGUCUAAGGGAUGGUCUACACCUUACACAGACUGGGAAUAGGAUUGUGUUUGAUGAAGUGAUCAUGAAGCUGAGGGAUGUGGGCUUGAGCUUGGAAAGCUUGCCAGUUGAUCUCCCCUUGAUUAGUGAUAUUGAUCCAAGCAAUCCCCUCAAAUCUUUUGAAAACUGAAAAAGACUUUUGUUGUAGCUUGGGUCAAUUUGCUUCUUUGUAUUAGGGUUUGGAUAAUACCAACACUAUCUUCAUGAUCUGUCAUGGUCUAGUCUUUUGUAGAGGACAGUUAUUUUGGUCAACUAUGAUGCCUAGUUUCCGAAUAUUUAUGAUAUGAGUGCUUGUACAUCAAUAAAUGUGGAUCAUAGUAAUUCUGUA
Messenger RNA from Syzygium oleosum, 1320 nucleotides. Its product is annotated as GDSL esterase/lipase At5g45920. Lineage: Eukaryota; Viridiplantae; Streptophyta; Magnoliopsida; Myrtales; Myrtaceae. The record is from RefSeq and is a predicted model, not a curated record. Gene Ontology annotation, molecular function: hydrolase activity, acting on ester bonds. Bases 319 to 1122 code for a protein of 267 amino acids. The transcript is spliced from 7 exons.